AAUAACGUCAUUUACGUAGAAAACCAAUGGCUCAACCUCAAAUUCCUCAAAAGAACUCAUAUACCUUCUGGCUUUAUGAAAGCCUGAGUGCGCAGACACUAAUCUGAAGCAUCAUCUCGUGUUUUUGUGCUCUUAGAUUCUUUGAUAGUGUUCAAAGUCUACACAAGGUUUGAGUGAUGGGGAAGGACUCAAAAUCAAAGGAAGCAAAGGGAAAGGGCAAACAAGCUGGAGGUGGAAGCGAUGAAAGUGCUUCAAAGGGUAAAGGGAAAGCUGGGAAGGGAGAUGGCCUUGGCACCUGCACUUACGUUAAAGCAAGGCACAUCUUGUGCGAGAAGCAAGGGAAGAUCAAUGAAGCGUACAAGAAACUGCAAGAUGGUUGGCUUAGCAACGGUGAUAAGGUCCCACCAGCUGAAUUUGCAAAGGUAGCUCAAGAAUAUUCUGAAUGCCCUUCAGGGAAGAAAGGUGGAGAUUUAGGAUGGUUUCCGCGGGGUAAGAUGGCUGGUCCGUUUCAGGAAGUUGCCUUUAACACAGUCAUUGGAGCUACCAGUGCACCUUUCAAAUCUACACAUGGAUACCAUAUCAUCCUAUGUGAAGGGAGGAAGAAUUGAAGCGAGCCAAGAUACAGUCAGGCAGUGAAGAUGAGUUUUAUGUUCUAUAUUAAUGUAGACAUGAAGUAUGUUCAGUUUGAAAUAUUAUCCAAUGAUUAUUCUUCGGAUUUGCAACUGGGAUAAUGCUUCUUGUUGUUGAAAAAUGGCCUGUAAGUUGAUCUUGGAAUGUUUGAUGCCAAGAUAUUUUACAUGUUUUCACAUUUCAAGGUUUUUGGUGGAAGAUGAUUUGAGAAAUAAAGGCAGAAACAAAGUUUAUAUA
This is a messenger RNA of Gossypium raimondii (Peruvian cotton), 867 nucleotides long. RefSeq lists its product as uncharacterized. The transcript has 5 exons. The record is from RefSeq and is a predicted model, not a curated record. NCBI's taxonomy places the organism in Eukaryota, Viridiplantae, Streptophyta, Magnoliopsida, Malvales, Malvaceae. Gene Ontology annotation, molecular function: peptidyl-prolyl cis-trans isomerase activity; DNA binding. Gene Ontology annotation, biological process: rRNA processing. Bases 177 to 608 code for a protein of 143 amino acids.